Messenger RNA from Zingiber officinale, 1343 nucleotides. RefSeq names its product transcription factor DIVARICATA-like. Bases 456 to 1232 code for a protein of 258 amino acids. The record is from RefSeq and is a predicted model, not a curated record. Gene Ontology annotation, molecular function: DNA binding. Lineage: Eukaryota; Viridiplantae; Streptophyta; Magnoliopsida; Zingiberales; Zingiberaceae. The transcript is spliced from 2 exons.
AGGUGUAAGUCUCUUUCAAUGCCCUGCACGAUUCAAUCUUUUACUGCUUCAGAUCAAGAACACAACAAUGAAAUCGACAAAUAGGCUUGUUUGAUUGUUCGAGGACCAGAAGUGAUUGGCUGGUUUUAGCGAAGAAAAGACAAGAACAAUUAGGUCAGAUCAUUAUUGUGCUUGUUGAUUUUGAUAUGCGCCAAUGGCAGUGGCGAUGGAAGAGUAAGCUUUAAGUUUCGCCUCUUGGCCUGUGUUCUUCCUCGAUCGCUGAGCGGCCGGAUCGAAAGCGAUGGAUUGGUAGAUCCACCACAAAGGUCGAAUCUUUCGCCUUUGCCUUUUUUUUCAUCGCUUUCGAUCAUCAUUCUUCUACUUGUUCAUCGAAUCGCUCGUUUCCGAUUGAAUUGUCGUUGUGAUUUGAGAAGGCAUCGCAUCGAGUUGGGAUUUUGCGGUAGGGUUUUUGGGAGAUGAUGGCCAGAAGGUGGGCGGAUGUGCUUCCGAAUUGGUUGGUCGGUGAGGAUGGUGAUGGUAGGAACGGGAAGUGGACGCCGGAGGAGAACAAGCUGUUCGAGGACGCCCUGGCUGAGUUCGACGCCGACGUGCCCGACCGGUGGGAAAAGGUGGCGGCUUUGAUCCCCGGGAAGACGAUCGGCGACGUGGUCAGCCAUUACCGGGAGUUGGUCGACGACGUGAGCGACAUCGAGGCCGGCCGCUUCCCCUGCCCUCUCUUCUCCGGCGCCGCUUCUUCGUCUUUUACCUUGAACUGGGAGAGGCAUUAUGAACCCUACUUCGUCGCCGGCAAGCGAUCCGGUGGCAGAGGAUCCGAUCAGGAGAGGAAGAAAGGAGUUCCCUGGACUGAACAGGAGCACAGGUUGUUUUUGCUUGGCCUAAAGAAGUAUGGCAAAGGCGAUUGGAGAAACAUAUCGCGCAAUUUCGUCGUCACCAGGACCCCUACACAAGUGGCCAGCCACGCGCAAAAGUACUUCAUCCGGCUCAACUCCGGCAGCAAAGACAAGAAGAGGUCGAGCAUACACGACAUCACUACCGUGGACUUGCCCGAUAACACUAGGCCUCCCUCACCAUCAUCUCAGCCAUCUACUACUAUCACCACACCGACUUUGUCGAGCCAAUUCUCUACCGUUGUCGAUUCAGAUCAGCUCGGUGAAGUAGCAAGUCAUCCAUCGAGCAAUCAGUUGGUGCAGACUCAGUUCAGAACACAACCUCAGAGUUCAAAGACUGAAUGAAAUCUGAACUUCCAAAGGCUGAUGAGAAUGCACAUUCAACUUCUACAUCUCGUCUUGUCGCCGAAGAUUAUACUUCUACAUCGAGCAACACUGUCUUGGUGAAUAUGGCUA